AUAACAAAAAAAUUCUUGUUAAUCAUCAAAUAACUUGCACUUGCACCUGUUUUAAUAAGAAAAAUUUAAAAAAAAAGAUAAAGAAUUUAAAAGAAAAACAAAUAGUGAGAAAAAUAUAAUAAAGAUAAAAUACCAAAAUUUAUUUUUCAACAUUAAAAGUACCAGAAUUUGGGAUUUAUUCUCUUAAGCAGAUGAAAAAAGAAAACAAACUCCUCAUCACAGCAUUGUUUGAUAAUUAGUGUUGCCAACUUUUAAAGCAGCUCAGACAAUUGGAAAGAUCAUAAAAGCAUUCCUAUUUUUAAACAACAUUAUAUAACUGCCAAAAUUCCUUUAUCUACAAGUUUACAAAAUGGCACCCAUGCCCAGUAUUAAAAAUAACCAGAAACCCAAUACAAAUUAUUUAUAUGCCACAAAUGAUUCAGGAGAUAGUUGUUCUACUCCAUCCAGUCCACCAUCAAGUACAGAUCCCGGCAAAUCACAAUGUUCUUCCCUCUCCGAUGGUGAAUCCUUUGAGGGUUAUGGUGAAAAUGAAUUAGUUAGCAUACAUUCCACACAUGAUCAUGUCGAUCAUUCGCUCUCCACCAAUGAUGGCAAUAAUAACUUAAAUGGCAGUUCAGGUAUUGAAUUGGAUUUGGCACCACAUGGUGGCAAUAACUCUACGCCUCAACAUGAUGAUGAUGAUUUAAAUUUUAUACCACGCGAUAAUUGGGCACGUAUGAGCUUAAGACGUACACCCACCAAGUAAGUUUGUUUUUUUUUACGUUUUCUUUUUUU
Molecule: messenger RNA, 774 nt
Organism: Lucilia sericata (common green bottle fly)
Lineage: Eukaryota; Metazoa; Arthropoda; Insecta; Diptera; Calliphoridae
Exons: 4
Coding region: 350-745 (131 amino acids)
Source: RefSeq, a predicted model, not a curated record